Messenger RNA from Gadus macrocephalus (Pacific cod), 2678 nucleotides. It is a transcript of the gene sulf1, whose product is annotated as sulfatase 1. Gene Ontology annotation, cellular component: endoplasmic reticulum; cell surface; plasma membrane. Gene Ontology annotation, molecular function: glycosaminoglycan binding; N-acetylglucosamine-6-sulfatase activity. The record is from RefSeq and is a predicted model, not a curated record. NCBI's taxonomy places the organism in Eukaryota, Metazoa, Chordata, Actinopteri, Gadiformes, Gadidae.
CGGACGACCAGAACGGCCGUGCGGCGUCGGGUCAUCACCAAGCGCCACUACCAGCCCGAGGACCCCGAGCACUACCCCGGCUCGAACGACGGCUCCGAGGAGAUGCUGGCGGACGACACCAACGCCAUCGGGUACCCCAACUCGGUCAAAGUCACGCACAAGUGUUUCAUCCUGAUGAACGACACGGUGCACUGUGAGAGAGAGGUGUACCAGUCCUCCCGGGCCUGGAAGGACCACAAGAGCUACGUGGACCAGGAGAUUGAGGCUCUUCAGGACAAGAUGAAGAACCUCAGAGAGGUCAGGGGUCACCUGAAGAGGCGCCGGCGUGAUUGUGACUGUGGAAAGAGGAGCUUCUAUGGCAAAGGCCAGCGAAACAAGGCCCACAGAACGAAGAACAAGAAAGGUCAACUGCACCCCUUUAAGGAGGCGGCCCAGGAGGUGGACUCCAAGGCCCAGCUGUACAACGACCUGCGCAGGAAGAAGAAGGAGAGGAAGGAGAGGAAGAGGCAGAAGAAAGGAGACGACUGCAGCAUGCCCGGUCUCACCUGCUUCACGCACAACAACGACCACUGCAGCCGCCCCUUCUGGAACCUGGGAGGCUUCUGUGCGUGCACCAGCGCCAACAACAACACGUACUGGUGCAUCAGGACCAUCAACGAGACCCACAACACCCUCUUCUGUGAAUUCGCCACCGGUUUCUUGGAAUACUUUGACAUGAACAACGACCCGUACCAGCUGACCAACGCAGUGUACUCGGUGGACCGGGACGUGUUGAACUCGCUGCACGCCCAGCUGAUGGAGAUGAGGAGCUGCCAGGGCCACAAGCAGUGCAGCCCGCGGUCCAAAGGCCUGGACGCAGCACACAGCCCAUAUGGGACGGACGAGUCGGUUAAGCUGCCCAACCUGACGGACGAAGAGGUGGACCGCCAGGGACUGGAGGAUCUGUAUAGCAUCAACGAGAGCGCGUACCAGUGCAGGCCCCACUUCAGCCCCGGCCCGGACAGCUGGGACGACUUCCAGAAGGAUGUAGAUAAUAUGUUUGCACUGCGACACAUUCUGAACCAUUUCAACCAAACCCGAAAGCUUGACGACGACGACGACGACGACCACGACACCGCCGCCCCUGACCGCGAGGUGGGCUCGGGGGCCGGGGGUGGGGACCUGGGGGAGGGCAGCGGAGGAGAGGGGACGACGGCCCUCGCCAGGGACGCCUGGCUGGGAGAGGUCAGCCUCGCCACCCCCCCCGCCCCCAGCAUGCCACCUCCGCCGCCGCCACCGCCGCCGCCGCCGCCGCCGCCGCCCCCACCUACGCCCGCGAGUCCGGCGGUCCCGGAGACCAGCGCGGACCCCGUCGUGAACGAGCUUCCCGAGCGGCCCGCCGCCCGCCCCCCCUCUGCGGACCGCCCCCCCGCGGCCUCCACCGAGCUAUCGUCAUCGUCAUCAUCUUCGCCAGGCCCCGGGCGGGGGCGGGCCCCUUGGGUGCGGCAGCUGGAGGAGAUGGACGGCGAGGGAGAGGAGUUCAGUGGCAACGGCAUGACGGAGCUGGAGACCCCCCACGGCGUCCUGCUAGGCACACACCUCAGCCUGAGCACCCAGCGAGAGCAGGCCAACCGCGGCCCCGACCUGGGCCCCGACCUGGGCCCCGACCUGGACCCGGAGCUGGGCCUGGAGCUCCAGGAGGAGGACAUAUUCCUCGCCCAGGGCUACCUGCAUCGUUCCCCAAUGACGCUGGGGCCAGAGGUGGCGCCAAGCACAGCCACCACCACAAAUACCACCACCACCGCCUCCACCGCCACCGCCACCGCCACCGCCACCGCCACCGCCACCGCCACCGCCAGCGCCACCUCGGUGGGCUCUGACGCCUCCCACAGGGACGAGGUGGUAGUACAGGCGCUGUCUCUCUCCCCCCUGGACUUUGAGGGCAGCGGCUCUCUGAACCCAUCCUUCAAUCAGACGCUCUGAGGGCAGGUAGUGCUGGGCAUGGCCAGCUCUUGGGCAGGCUGGUUGCCAUAGAGACAAAGUGGGAACAGUGACUGGGGAAGACAAGCUUGUGAAGUAAACAAAAUGGCCGAUGAUGUCACCACAGUCAGAGCUGUAUUUUUGAGCAUUAAAUGUAUGGUUUAUUUUUUUACAGGUGCUUUCAUUAAUUAGCAAAACAGUGUUAUGUUGUAUUUUUAAAAAUAUAUAUUCACAAAGGAAAACGCCUUAACGCAGCUAAAUUUUAACUAUUGGAGUCGAAGAAAUUGAUUCCAGAUAGAACGCACCAUUAAUGUUUUUUAAUAUAUAUAUUUUUUAUGAAAAAACUGAUUUUUAGAAUGGUGUAACCAUUUUAGGGUCUGAGAGAGAGAAGGUCAGCCAUCUUUAGGAUCACUUCAAUCCAGAUGAGUCAUCACAACAGUAUCCAAUCACAACGCUCCAUCAACCACUCUCCGAUUGAACCAUGGUGACAUUCAUGACCCCAAAAUGCACUUUUUAAACUUUUCCAUACAGUGAGCUUUGUGGCGGUUGAAAUAAAUGUUCACACUGUGAAACAGAUCAUUACAGAUUACCAUUGACUACUUUCCAAAGCUUAAGAAGGAAAAAAAAUGAUUUAUUUUCUGCUUGAAAAAAAAAAAGUCUGAGUUAGAUUUUGUGCUGUGCUUUAUAAUUUACAUUUUCAUCAAUCAACCAUAUACAAA